Messenger RNA from Daphnia pulicaria, 1155 nucleotides. RefSeq lists its product as uncharacterized. Gene Ontology annotation, molecular function: heme binding; oxygen binding. NCBI's taxonomy places the organism in Eukaryota, Metazoa, Arthropoda, Branchiopoda, Diplostraca, Daphniidae. Gene Ontology annotation, biological process: oxygen transport. Gene Ontology annotation, cellular component: extracellular region; hemoglobin complex. The transcript is spliced from 7 exons. The record is from RefSeq and is a predicted model, not a curated record. Bases 47 to 1078 code for a protein of 343 amino acids.
AUCACUUAGCUAACUGAUAUUUCCAGAGCUAACUCGUCUCGCAACAAUGGCUUUCAAGUUUGCCUUUCUCUUCGGCCUCGUCGCCUUCGCCAGUGCUUGCUCUCAAGCUCCCGGAACCACCACCACCACUGUCACCACUACCGUCACCACCGUCUCUGCUGAUGAAGGAGAUGAAGGAAUCCUGAGCUCUCACGAUCGCAGUGUCAUCCGCAAGACCUGGGACCAAGCCAAGAAGGACGGCGAUGUCCCUCCUCAAGUUCUCUUCCGCUUCGUCACUGCCCACCCCGAAUACCAAAAGAUGUUCAGCAAGUUCGCCACUGUUCCCCAGAACGAACUUAUGGGCAACGGAAACUUCUUGGCCCAGGCUUACACCAUUUUGGCCGGUUUGAACGUCGUCAUCCAGUCCCUGUCCAGCCAGGAACUUUUGGCCAACCAAUUGAACGCCCUCGGUGGUGCUCACCAGGCUCGUGGAGCCACCCCCAUCAUGUUCGAGCAAUUCGGUGAAAUCUUGACCGGAGUCCUUGCUGAAGAGCUCGGCAGCGCCUUCAACGCUGAGGCCAAGAGCGCCUGGAAGAGCGGACUCGCCGCUUUGGUUGCCGGAAUCUCCAAGACCCUCAAGAAAUCGGAUGAUUUGGUUGAUCCCCAGACUAAAUUGUCUCCUCACAUGAUCGGUGAUGUUCAGAGGUCAUGGGAGAACAUCCGUGGAGGUCGCAACGCUAUGGUCUCCGACAUCUUCAUCAAGCUCUUCAAGGAGACUCCCCGCAUCCAGAAAUACUUCACCAAGUUCGCCAGUGUCGCUGCCGAUGCUCUGCCCGGCAAUGCCGAUUACGAGAAGCAAGUCGCCCUCGUCGCCGACCGUGUUGACACCAUCAUCUCCGCUCUGGAUGACAAACUGCAGCUUUUGGGUAACGUUAACUACAUGCGCUACACUCACAUCGCCCGUAGCAUUCCCCGUGGACCUUGGGAGGACUUCGGCCGUCUCCUCGUCCAGUCUUUGGCUGCUAAGGGUGUUUCUUCUGACGAUUUGGACUCGUGGAAGAGCGUUUUGUCCGUCUUGGUCAACGGAAUUGCUCCCUAGAUUUAAAUAUCUUACUGGGGUUCUCCAAAAUCAUCAAUGCUCAAGCAAUAAUGCGGAGAAGAAAAAAUUUCUGAACC